Messenger RNA from Myzus persicae (green peach aphid), 1758 nucleotides. RefSeq lists its product as uncharacterized. The record is from RefSeq and is a predicted model, not a curated record. Lineage: Eukaryota; Metazoa; Arthropoda; Insecta; Hemiptera; Aphididae. Gene Ontology annotation, molecular function: protein binding. The transcript has 7 exons. The coding region runs from base 536 to 1552 and encodes 338 amino acids.
AUUUAUUCGCUUUUUAAAAAUGACCCUCGGCCCCGCCGCAUCGUAGAACGUAGUAUCAAAUUAAAUAACAUGGUCACAGAUAAUGCUGCAGUUCAUCAUUCAUCAUUUCAUCAUUUUCCCUGGCCCAAAGUCGUGGAAGUUUCUCUAGUGUCCGCAACCGACUGUGAUAUUAUGUAAACGUUUUCCCGACUGAUCCCACGUAGUGCUAUUCGGUCUCGACAAACCACAAACACACUUAUGUUUACGUGACAGAAAAAUAAUAAUAAUUAAAUACAUAUAAAAAACAUAUUUAAUCGGAUGCAGGCCACAAACAACGAUGCACUCACGUUCGUCGACUUCAAACUCAAAUUUGAGUAUCAACCACCAUCGUACAAUGGGUCACAACAGUAUGACUGACAUAUCAUUGGGGAACACGGUAAACUCUUACGAUACGUAGUGUCAAAUUUUGUGUAUCCGAUCAGACUAUACUGGAAUUGUGAUCUUUGAUGAAUGGUACAGUACAGAUAGAAGUUCAAGUUUUGUGACAAAAGUUGCGAUGCAGAAGGAGGGCAAACCCAGGUUUCUGAAACACCAUAGCAACAGUGUCCGAGGAGUAGCGUUUAGUCCUCGAGACCGUUAUCUAUUCUGCUCUGGCGCUUACGAUGGAAAGGUCAACCUCUAUUCCUCGUUACGUAUGGAAUUACUUAUGUCAUAUUCUAUUACCACGAUGGCUGUCGCAAAAAAUGUAAAUGCAGUGAGGUUCACAUCUGAUGGUUCGAGGAUUUUAGCGUGUACAACAUCUCGGAGGCUUUCAGUUGUCGAUGUUGAACGAGGAGAACAACUAUUAGCUUAUGAUAAUUGUGCAGCAAGUGGGAGGGAUAGAACUGGUCUAGCUACUGAUCCUACAUCACCUAACAUUGCGGUGUCUGUAGCGGUAAAUGGCAAAGGUCUUACGUUAUUAGAUCUUCGAAUGCCUUUACCUCUAGAUUAUGUGUAUGAUCUACAUUCUAGUACUAUUCGUGAUAUAGUUUUUCUAGAAUCAUCAUGGCCCUGGGCAACUAGUAAUGGACUUCUCAGUACUAUUGUCACUGCAGGUUCAGAUGGUUGCUGUAAAGUGUGUACAAUGGACGGUCGAAUAUUACACACAUUUUAUUCGGGGCGUCAUCUGAACACGGUUUGUCCUACACCAGAACCGUUUCAAGGAUUUUUGUCCAAUGGAUUUUAUAGUGUAAUUAUGAGUGGGGGCGAUAAAAUUACAUCAUAUGUACCUAAUUUGGGUAUUCAAGAGAGCUUCUGCGAAAACCGUGAUAAACCGAUUUGGAAAGUCAGAUACACAUCAAAUGGUAGCUUUCUAUAUUCUGUAUGUGAAGGUGGUGUUGUUAGAAAAUACCGAAGAUAUCCAGAUAGACAUGAGUACCUUGGAGAAGUGUACACCCAUAAAGGAGAUAUACAAGACUUAGAUAUAUCUCCUUAUGACGAAUACCUUAUUACAGCAUCCAAGGAUCGGACAGUGGGAGUGCUACGUCUGGGUGCUCCUAGUCAUGGAUGGACAGACUAUGGUGAACUAACGUGAUAAUUUAAGCAAUAUUUAAACGAAAUACAAAAUAAAUAUAAUUACGAUAUAUAUUAUGUAAAUUUGUAUACUUAAGAAUAUGUUAUAAGGGAUUUUUAAAAAAUGUAAUGCCAACCGAUGCACCAAAUUAAAGUGUGAUAUUUAAUGUAAAACAAAAAUUAUACCAUUUUGGACAAAUUUUAUUAAAGAAAAAAAGAAAAAGUAUA